AUGGGCAGUAUGCAGGGCACCACAGAAUCCACAACAGGCUGGAGGUCACUAAACAUCGCCAUUGCUGGUGGUGGUGUUGGUGGUAUUGCGGCAGGUAUCUCUUUACGACGGGCGGGUCACAAGGUGACAGUUUAUGAACGAUCAGACUUUGUUGGAGAAGUGGGUGCAUCGAUAUCAUGUGCGGCCAACGGUACCCGGUGGCUUCAUGAUUGGAACGUCGACAUAUCAAAAGGUGACGGCGUCGUACUCCGCAAGCUCAUCAACAGAGACUGGAAGACUGGUGAGCCUGUGAGUGUUUACGACCUCGCCGACUAUGAAGAGAAAUGGGGUUAUAUCUACUAUAUGUUCCACCGACAAUAUAUGCAUCGAAUGUUACUAGAUUGCGCCACCGAAGAUAAAGGGGCGGGGCACCCUGUCAAGAUUGUCGUUAACCACAAAGUCCAAGAUAUCGACCUGGAAAGCGGCAAGAUCACUUUUGCAGACGGCACCACUGCGCAGCAUGACGUUGUUGUUGGAGCUGACGGAAUUGGAUCAGUCGUUCGUGGAAUCAUUGGUAUUACACCCGAUAAGCGUCCAGCAGACCAAAGUUGUCUUCACGCCAAUGUCGACACGGCCACAGCAGUCAAACUCGGUUUAGUGGACUACUCGCAAAACGCGGCACUCGAAUACUGGGGUGGACACCAUACAUACGAUAAAAUCGUUCUUUCACCCUGCAACGGUGGAAGCUUACUAUCAUAUUAUUGUUUCUUCCCCAGAGAAAAGGGUGAUUUCACGAGUCACAAAUGGGACGAGGAGGCACCACUUUCGGAACUGCUAGACCCUUACCCAGAACUUGACCGACAAGUCUUCGAGCAUCUAAAGAUUGGCAAGGAAAUCAAGCCAUGGCGACUAUGGAUCCAUGAACCAUAUGGAUGGUGGCAACGCGGAGUCGCCUGUGUCAUGGGAGACGCAGCCCAUCCCAUGUUCCCUCAUCAAUCCCAGGGCGCUUGUAUGGCAAUUGAGGAUGCGGCAUGUCUCGGUCUUGUGUUCAACCAACAAAACUUCAAUGGCGAUAUUCGCCAGGCACUGGAAACAUACGAAGAGAUAAGAAAGCCCCGAGCAACCAAGGUUCAAGCGGCUUCUGCCAGGGCCAGCGUUAACAUCCACGAAAGAAUAGGUUUCUCCGAUAACACCAAUAAUCCUCUUUACAAUGUAAAAGAUGAAAGCCAGAAGUUGACUAUUGAAGAGAUGAAUUCAUAUGAUAUGAAAAAGCAUGUGAGAGAUGUCCUCAGCUCAAAGCGAAUGGGGAAGGCAUAA
Exophiala bonariae is the source of this 1296-nucleotide messenger RNA. RefSeq lists its product as uncharacterized. Lineage: Eukaryota; Fungi; Ascomycota; Eurotiomycetes; Chaetothyriales; Herpotrichiellaceae. The transcript has 3 exons. Bases 1 to 1296 code for a protein of 431 amino acids. Gene Ontology annotation, molecular function: monooxygenase activity; FAD binding. The record is from RefSeq and is a predicted model, not a curated record.